CUUUGUCGAUCUGGUGAUUCUUGUUACGGUCGAUUCAUUCAGGCGUCGCAGGGCACAAGGUUGGAAUGGGGACGUAUGAGCUUAUAAAAGGAGAGGACAACGAGAUCGCGGAUGACAGUAAACACGUUGUCACAGUUGAGGAUGGCUACUCGGAUAUUAAAUUGGAAUCUAAUCAGCUGAUCUCCGUGUCGAAAUCCAAUGCCGGUGACAACCAGAGGCCCGUCAUCUUUUCGGGAAUAGGAGGAGACCAAGCUUCCAAGCGCCGCCUUGCUUCUCUGGACGUUUUCCGUGGAAUCACCGUCGCUUUAAUGAUACUAGUUGAUGAUGCUGGUGGAAUCCUUCCGGCAAUCAACCAUUCACCGUGGAACGGUGUAACACUUGCAGAUUUUGUCAUGCCAUUUUUCCUGUUUAUAGUUGGAGUUUCUCUUGGACUUACAUAUAAGAAAUUAUCAUGUAGAGUUGUUGCAUCUAGGAAGGCCUUGCUGCGGACGCUGAAACUAUUAGCCUUAGGUCUGGUGCUCCAAGGAGGUUACUUUCACGGUGUUAAUGAUUUGACUUACGGAGUUGAUCUGGAACAAAUUAGAUGGAUGGGUAUUCUGCAGAGAAUUGCAAUAGCAUAUCUGUUGGCUGCACUAUGCGAGAUUUGGCUAAAGGGUGAUGAUGAUGUUAAUUCAGGAUUAUCCUUACUGACAAAAUAUCGAUUCCAGUGGUUGGUGGCAUUUGUGCUUACUAGCACAUACCUGGCUCUAUUAUAUGGUUUAUAUGUUCCUGGCUGGGAAUAUCAAAUUCAGAGCAAAAACUCUUCUGCCACUCCAAAGUCAUUCUCAGUCAAAUGUGGAGUACGUGGGGACACUGGACCUGCUUGUAAUGCUGUUGGAAUGAUUGACCGUAAAGUGUUGGGUGUUCGACAUUUAUAUAGACGACCAGUCUAUGCUCGGACAAAGCAAUGCAGCAUUAGCUCUCCAGAUUAUGGUCCACGUCCUCCUGAUGCUCCUUCAUGGUGUCAAGCGCCAUUUGAUCCUGAAGGACUUUUAAGUUCAGUCAUGGCUGUUGUUACUUGCCUCAUUGGACUGCACUAUGGGCACGUUAUAGUACAUAUUAAAGACGACAAGGAUAGGAUCCUGCAAUGGAUUAUCACUGCCUCUGGUCUUGUAGUCAUUGGCUUUUCGCUGGAUUUUUUUGGAAUUCAUGUAAAUAAGGUCCUCUACACAUUUAGUUACAUGUGUGUCACAGCUGGAGCAGCAGGCAUCCUCUUUACUGGAAUUUACAUUCUGGUUGACGUGCAUGGCUACAGGCGCCCAACUAUUGUGAUGGAGUGGAUGGGGAUGCAUGCAUUGAUGAUCUAUAUUCUUGUAGCCUGCAACUUGCUUCCGGUUGUCCUACAAGGAUUUUAUUGGAGGGACCCUCGUAACAAUAUUUUGAGGUUGAUCGGAAUCGGAUCAUGAUGGCAUGAUUAAACAGUUGAAGUUAAUUACAAUUGGAUCAUGAUGACAUGAUGGUUAGAGGGUAAAGUUUGUGAUUGGCUCUUGUGUACUGUACAAGCGGUUU
Molecule: messenger RNA, 1548 nt
Organism: Telopea speciosissima
Lineage: Eukaryota; Viridiplantae; Streptophyta; Magnoliopsida; Proteales; Proteaceae
Product: heparan-alpha-glucosaminide N-acetyltransferase-like
Exons: 13
Coding region: 66-1445 (459 amino acids)
Source: RefSeq, a predicted model, not a curated record